Messenger RNA from Grammomys surdaster, 2910 nucleotides. It is a transcript of the gene Tmem231, whose product is annotated as transmembrane protein 231. The transcript is spliced from 7 exons. Gene Ontology annotation, cellular component: ciliary membrane; ciliary transition zone. Gene Ontology annotation, biological process: regulation of protein localization; cilium assembly. The record is from RefSeq and is a predicted model, not a curated record. Lineage: Eukaryota; Metazoa; Chordata; Mammalia; Rodentia; Muridae. Bases 42 to 989 code for a protein of 315 amino acids.
CGUCGGUUGCCGUGGAGACUCAGCGCUGCGGCCCUGGGCUCAUGGCGCUGUACCAUCUCUUCUCUCACCCGGUCGAGCGCGCCUACCGCGCGGGGCUCUGCUCCAAGGCCGCGCUCUUCCUGCUGUUGACCACCGCGCUCACCUACAUCCCGCCUCUGCUGGUGGCCUUCCGGAGCCACGGGUUUUGGCUGAAGCGGAGCAGCUACGAGGAGCAGCCGAACGUGCGCUUCCAGCACCAAGUGCUGCUCGUGGCUCUACUGGGACCUGAGCCCGGAGCCUUCCUCGCCUGGAGCACGUUCCCCACCUUCAACCGGCUGCAAGGGGUUCACCUGCGCGUCCCGCUCGUGUCGUCCAGGGAAGAAGACAGGAACCAGGAUGGGAAAAUGGAUGUGCUCUACUUUAAACUUGAACUUCCCCUGCAGUCCACAGAGCAUGUGCUCGGUGUGCAGCUUAUCCUGACCUUCUCCUACCAACUGCACAGGAUGUCUACAUUUGAGAUGCAGAGCAUGGCGUUUCUACAGUCCUCCUUCGCUGUUCCCGGGUCACAGCUACACGUGAAUGGCGACCUGAGGCUUCAACAGAAGCAGCUGCUGAGCUACCGUGGCCUGGAUGUCAGAUACAACGUAUCCGUGAUCAAUGGGACUAGUCCUUUUGCGCACGACUAUGACCUCGCUCACAUUGUUGCCGCCUACCAGGAAAGGAAUGUUACCACCGUCCUCAGUGACCCCAACCCCAUCUGGCUGGUGGGCAGGGCUGCUGAAGCUCCUUUUGUGAUCAAUGCUGUCAUCCGCUAUCCCGUGGAAGUCAUUUCUUACCAGCCAGGGUUCUGGGAGAUGAUAAAGUUUGCCUGGAUCCAGUAUGUCAGCAUCCUGCUCAUCUUCCUCUGGGUGUUUGAAAGAAUUAAAAUCUUCGUGUUUCAGAACCAAGUAGUGACCUCCAUCCCUGUAGCCGUGUUCCAGGGAGAGAUAAGAAAAGAGCACUUAUCAUAAGAAGAUCCCAUCAGGAGACCAAGGGACCAUGGCUACCUCAUUCCUGACUUCUGAGACCUGCCGUUUCACAACAUUUCUGCAAAGAGCCCGCUGGACACUUUCAGGCCUGCAUGUUUCACUUCAGAGACAAAGAAUGGGUUUUCCAGUGUUGUACUGCACAAAGCCCACACCUUCAAAACACUGAGGGAGCUCACAAACACUAGUUUGUGGAAAGGUCUCAAGGUUACUGGAGGCUGUGAUUUAUGCUUUGUUUUGUUUCUGGUUUUGCUUUGCUUUGGCCUUGAAUUUCAGGAGAAAAUUGCAGAGUUCAUACAUCUUUGAAAGAGCCCCACCUCUGGUCAAACGAGAAGUUUACCUCUUUUGAACUGGGAUGCCCUGUGCACUCCUCCCUUCUGUCAUAAGCUAGCUAUGCUUUUUAGCCUCCUCAGGGGCUCUCACAAGAAACAUGCAAGCCCCUAGUACUCUCGACUCCUGGGUAUCUACACAGUGCUCAUUCAGAACUUGGAUUUCCAGAACUGAAGCCUUUAACUGGAGACCGGAAGGGGGCAGGGCAGGACCUAAAUACAAGAGUCUCAGAAACAUGUGCGUGCUGGCGGGUAACUUAAGGGCAGGAGGACCAGACACCUGCCCUCAGGCUAAUAGAUGGGGGUCUGUCAUCAGCUCAGCUGAACAGGCCUCUGUUCCUGCCCUGCUGUGGCUGGCUCUGUGCCCUGUUUCUUGCCCUCUGUCUGUGCCCCUGGGAUGGCGGCUGGAGUCCGAAGUGCUGUUACAUUCCGUCUGUCCCCCUACCCCCAGCACCAGCGAAGGAUGUCGGGCUUCUAACAACAGGUUCUUUCUCCCUGGCCCUCACCCAACAGCCUGGCCACACCCCCUCCUCGAUGGCCUUCCCCCUUUCUGAAAGGAUGUGGGUGACAGAGGGGUGGUUGUUGGCAUUGGCUUCCACUGCCUGACAACCACAGGGUUUAUUUGGAGGCUGAGCUGAAGACUCAGUUGUUUGCAGUUCCCUUGAUUAAGGAACAGGGUACUUACCAGAGGGGAGACUUAGGAGAAGGCAUGAGGAGCAGAGAGUGAAGGGAGAGACUGAGCAGAGCGUCUAAUCCAACCUGGCCAUUAACAGAGUGAGAAGGAGACCAGAUAGCCCUCUAGUCUAUAGAAAUAUCUACAAAGAUGUCUACUGUGCAUAGAAAACUGUUAUUUGGCCCCAUUCCUGCCCUGAGCAAUUGUUCUUAAAUUCACCGUAUCAUUAGCCCUGGAAGGACAUACCUCCUCCUACCGCCCAUGCCUCAUGUCGAACCCUAAACACUCCUCACUACAUGCGCCCAGUUUACCUUGGAGACACCCCUCUGUCAGACUGAGGAAAGAACGAACUUUGAAAGCAAAGCUAUUUUGAAGUAUCCAAGGAGAAAAACUCUAGUACUAGUUUCUCUGACUUAACACGAACAGCUGAUUAUAUGCCUGACUGGUUUGGUUUUUUUUUUUUUUUUUUUUCCUGGAGAUUUACUUGGAAAAUGGUCUCUGAUUUCAAUUUCAAAAAGAUUAUGAGAGGGCUCGGAUGUGGCUCAGUUAAAAGAAGUCCACACUCAGAACCCUGGGGUCUAUCUCCAGCUACACAUAAAUCUUUAUGGUGGUUUCAAGCCUCUAACCCCAGCACAUUGGGGGUGGAGGCAGGAGCAGAAAUGCAGGAUCAUCCUUAAGUUAGAGCCCAGCCUGGGACACUUGAGACUCUAUCUCAGUCAAAUAAGGAAAUGGGGUUGGGGGCACGAUCAGAAAUAUAUUGUAUGGAAAAAAAAGAUACCUAGAUACAGAAAGAUGACCAAAGAUACAGGCUACUUUGCAUUAUAUUAAACUAUCCUGUGCAAAAAAUUGUAUAGAGAAUGCAAUGAUGUUUUAUAACUUUCUAAUUAAAAUGUUCCAAAAGAAA